UGGAGAGCGUUGCCACGUGACGCUUCUUUGUAAACAGGAAGACGCAGGCUGCCCCCGGUGGUAACAAGCAAGUGAGGAGGAGAGAAAUGGAUGACAACUUUCAGCUCGGAAAUGUUGGAUCGGUAAAAAAUGUUGCAAAGUCUGGGCGAAGAGCUCGACUUGCAGCAGACCAAUCGUCGUUGGAAGAUUCCCGUUACGUUAGGAAGUCCUCGACAUCUGCUUCCAUGGGAGAAGAGGACAACGAGGGUCCUCCUCCUAAACCGGCCCGGCGGCAGGGUGGCUGGGCCGAAGAAAGCUCCGGUUCUGCAUCUGCCAGAUCUUCAAGAAGACCUGCAGCUGAAAACCUGGAAGACCGCCGCCUGCGACCGCAAACUCCCCAGGGAUCAGAUGAUGAAGGAGAUAUUCCAGUGAUUCCGGACCUCGACGAAGUACAGGAAGACGAUCUAACAAUGCAAGUUGCAGCCCCACCAAGCAUCCAGGUGAACCGGGUAAUGACCUACAGAGAUCUGGACAACGACCUGAGGUCUUACUCCGCCUUCCAGACCCUAGUAAGUCAGGAUGGAGAGAUUGACUUGAAGCUACUAACCAAGGUUUUAGCACCAGAACAGGAGGUGAAGGAGGAGGAUGUGAGCUGGGACUGGGAUCAUCUGUUUACAGAGGUGUCCUCAGAGCUGAUGAUGGAAUGGGAUCAAGGAGACAGCGAGGAGCAGGCCGCGUUGCCUGUAACGUGAGGCGGAGCUACGGACUGUGACUGUGACUUUGGUUAUAGUUACUUUAAUUGUUUUCCAAAAUGUAUAUUUUUUAUAUAGUAUAUACCGUGUUUCUUGUAUUUUCUGAAUAAAGUUCGCUGCGGCAGUGAACAGUGCUGAAAAUGUGCCCUUAUUUGUUAAGCGAGUUUUUAACUUAAACCGCCACAAGGCGAACCCAUUUUGUGUGAAAACGCUGCUGUGAAAAAAAGCCAUCACAGAUACAAACGCCCUUCCUGUACGGGCGGCAUUAUCAACACCCUCAUACAAGUCCAAGGUUGAUAAUCAGCUAAGCUGAAAUCCAGUUGAUUGUGUUCAAAUUAACAUUCCUCAUUAAAGCCUACAACCUUA
Molecule: messenger RNA, 1097 nt
Organism: Gasterosteus aculeatus aculeatus (three-spined stickleback)
Lineage: Eukaryota; Metazoa; Chordata; Actinopteri; Perciformes; Gasterosteidae
Source: RefSeq, a predicted model, not a curated record